Messenger RNA from Phasianus colchicus (ring-necked pheasant), 519 nucleotides. The record is from RefSeq and is a predicted model, not a curated record. Lineage: Eukaryota; Metazoa; Chordata; Aves; Galliformes; Phasianidae.
GGGCACCCAUGGGUGCUUAUUGCCAUGGUUAAUGUCAUUGGAGACCCCUGGGUGCUCCCUUUUGGUGCCAUGGGGGGACCCAAAGGUGCUCACCCCCGUGGUUGGGUGCCACGGGGGACCCCUGGGUGCUCCUUUUGGUGCCAUAGGGGAUCCCUAUGGGUGCUCCCCCUCAUCCCCACAGUUGAGAGCUGGUGGGGGAAACCUGAGGCUGCUUCCCCUUGUCCCUAUGCUUGGUUUAUUGGCACCUAUGGGUGCUGACCCCCCCUUCCCCACCCCGUGCAGCCAGCAGGAUGCCCAGGAGUUCCUCAAGUUCUUCAUGGACCGACUGCACGCUGAGAUCAACCGCAAGGGCCGCAGGACCCCCAGCAUCCUAUCAGACACCCGGCGUGCCCCCCACCCCGAGGACACCGAGACCAUGAGCGACGACGAACGCGCCAACCUGAUGUGGAAGCGCUACCUGGAGAGGGAAGACAGCAAGAUCGUGGACCUCUUUGUGGGGCAGCUGAAGAGCUGCUUAAA